Messenger RNA from Pygocentrus nattereri (red-bellied piranha), 1656 nucleotides. It is a transcript of the gene elp4, whose product is annotated as elongator acetyltransferase complex subunit 4. Gene Ontology annotation, biological process: tRNA wobble uridine modification. Gene Ontology annotation, cellular component: elongator holoenzyme complex; transcription elongation factor complex; cytoplasm. The transcript has 10 exons. Lineage: Eukaryota; Metazoa; Chordata; Actinopteri; Characiformes; Serrasalmidae. The record is from RefSeq and is a predicted model, not a curated record. The coding region runs from base 389 to 1423 and encodes 344 amino acids.
CAAGAGGGCACGAGGGGGUAUUUUAAAUGGGUUAACACUUAAAAUGAGGACGAGUCGGACCUUCCUGCAACACUAAACACACCACUAACAUCACUGACACGCUCUCGUGUAUGAAUGCAAUCAGAUCCUCACGGCGAUGUUCCAACACCCACUGUAAGAAGGAAAGCAGAGGCUGUUCUUCAGCAAUAACUCCCCAUCAGCAGCAGUGACAGGAACCAGGCGUCGCCAUGACUACAACACACCUUUUAUUUACCGUCCAGAACCACCACAGAACCUACUCGAGUCCUCUGAGUUUAUGUGGGAUGUUGAUGAUGGAAAAUAGUGGAAAAUCUGGGAUGAUCAGUUUUCUUUGGGGACUGUUUUGUGAAUUAUUUUUGGUGAAGUGUACAUGGAGCUGAGUAAAGGUGGUGGCUUAGCAGUUGGAAGCCUGCUGCUGAUCGAGGAGGAUCAGACUGAUAGCUACUCUAGGCUGCUACUGCAGUACUUCCUGGCGGAGGGCGUGGUCUGCGGACAUCAGCUCUACCUGGCUUCCGCCCGAGACCAUCCUGAUGACAUUAUACAGAAUCUUCCGUUACCGAUUUUGGAUGAUGAUGUCACCCCAAAACUGGGUGAACCUCUCCCACCUGCAGACGCACAGCCUCCAGACCCCAUGAAGAUCGCCUGGCGCUACCAGAACUUUCCAAAAGUUCAGACCGAGCCGGUCUCCUCAUUUCGUUUCGGACAUUACUAUGACCUCUCUAAGCGGAUGGACCCACAACUGUUGCAGGCCACUCAGUUUCACACCUUCUACCUUCCAGAGGAAACAGAGGAGCGGAGCAGCUCUUUAGGACCCUAUUCUGGUUUGCUGCAGUCAAUUCAAACAGUUAUCCGGAAUGAAGGCUUUGAUGGGUCCAGUUCACAGGGUAAAGUGCGGAAUGUGUUGCGUUUGGGUGUCCACUCUUUGGGCUCUGCCCUCUGGGGGGACGAUGUGUGUUUAAGUGAAAGCCCCGCCCACAGCCACGCCCUCACCACCUUCCUGUAUGCCCUGCGAGCCCUGCUGCGCUCCUCCCUCUCUGUCGCUGUGGUGACCGUACCUGCCCACCUCAUACAGAGUAAGUCAGUGUUGGGGAGGAUGGUGAAGCUGAGUGAUGCGGUUGUUGCUCUGGAGUCGUUCUGCAGCUCUGAGAGAGAAACCAGCUCUGUGUACAGAGAAUAUCACGGUCUUCUCCACAUUCGGCAGGUUCCCCACCUGAACUGCCUGGUCUGUGAAGUUCCUGAUAACAAAGAUCUGGCGUUUAAACUCAAGAGGAAGCAGUUCAGCAUUGAGAAGCUGCAUUUGCCUCCUGAUUUGUCGGAGACGGUCAGUCGGGUCAGUAAAAGUAAAGCGGAGGGUUCUUCAGGCUGUGGUUCUGCCCCCAGUGGCCAUGUGCAGCUCGACUUCUAGAACGCUCUCCCCAUCGUCCGACCGUGUGCUGCAGUUCUGCGUGAAUGCUGUGAUGAUGAUCAGCUCCGCCUCGCCCUGUCUAUUUAUUAUUUAUCCCGCAGGUUAUUAAAUAUCUCCGAUUGUUGGACCUGAAAACUGUCGUAAUCUUUAUUUCUCCACUUUUUUCCUCUGACUGACUUCUUUUGUACUCUGUGUGAAUGCCUAAAUAAACCUGAUUAGCUUUUCGUAUUGAA